AUGUCAUUCGACUUGGUAGACCUGGAAAAUCUCAUGGUAGAUGACGACUUCGCCAUCAUCCACGACGCUCUAAACCACCACCAUUUUGUCUUAUUCAAAAAACAACAAGAUCCCUCUCCUAGAGCCCAGUACGAGCUGACCGAACGUUUCGAUCCGGCCUCCGAAGAGUACGGCCAUGACAAAACCGCUGAUAAUUAUAUCCAUGGAUACUUCAUGGGAAUCCCCAAUCAACCCCAGGUUCAGAUAAAGGGUCACGGUUUCAUCAAGUCUUUCAUGGGCCUCCAAGACAUCAAGCUGCGGCAUCCUCAUCACAGCCGUACCUAUAGUGAGGUGAUUUCUGAGGACCAAGGCGACGACGCGUACACCCGCUUCAAUCGCUGGAAUAUUGAUGCGGGGUUGUAUGAUCUCAACCCGCCAAAAGUCACUACCCUUAUGGCGGUGCAAGUGCCCAAAUGUCGUCGCCAGACGAUCUUGUACGAUGAUGGUUACGGGGAAAAGCUGACUGCACCGCUCAACAUGCUUUCUCCGGAAGAUCAGGAAUUCUUCCGUACAAGCAAAGCGGAAUACGCACCACAUCCAUACAACUGGGUCAAACCCGCCAAAAUGCAUCCCACCGGCCUCAGCGUCUACACCGAAGGCCGUGAGAAGCCCGAAUCCAAGCUGCCCCCUAUCGAUCCUUCUAAGAUCCAAAUUCUCCCCAUGGCCUGGAAGAACCCGGUAACAGGUAAACUAUCUCUACAGGUCCACCCAGCGCCAAUCCGUAAGAUCCAUUGCGCCGAUGGGAGCAUCAUUGACAUUUUAAAGGAGGUUCGAGAUCUGAUGUACCGUCUUCAGCGUCCCGCGAUCAGUCCACAGUAUGUAUACGCGCAUGACUGGGAAGAGGGGGAUAUGGUGCUGUUCAAUAACCAUGGCGUGUCGCAUACAGUGGUGGGAUCGUUGAAACCUGAUGAUAUAAGAGUUUUUAGACAGUGUAAUCUGGCUGCUUCGGAGCCGCCAGAGGGGCCUUGA
Molecule: messenger RNA, 1008 nt
Organism: Penicillium canescens
Lineage: Eukaryota; Fungi; Ascomycota; Eurotiomycetes; Eurotiales; Aspergillaceae
Product: TauD/TfdA family dioxygenase
Exons: 3
Coding region: 1-1008 (335 amino acids)
Molecular function (GO): oxidoreductase activity
Source: RefSeq, a predicted model, not a curated record